AUGGAUCCAUCCACCUCGGACCCAUCUACCAUGGACCUUCAAUCUUUGCCAUCCAUCGAGUCCCUCCAUCAAGGUUCGGGUAUGGUCACCCUUCAUUGUGAUCAAUGUCCAUCGUGUCCACAUCCAUCAUGGACCUCCCACCUUGAUCUCAUCUACUAUGGACCUAUCACAAAUGUCUUGCCUAUGCAUCAGGACCUUCCACGACAGACCUUCCACCAAGGACCUUUCAUCAUGGUCACCUUUCACUAUGACCAAUGUCCAUGGCCACCUCCACCUUGGUCGUCCACCUUGUCCUCCACCAUGGUCACCUUCCACUAUGACCACUGUCCAUGA
Messenger RNA from Penicillium vulpinum, 333 nucleotides. RefSeq lists its product as uncharacterized. Bases 1 to 333 code for a protein of 110 amino acids. The transcript has a single exon. NCBI's taxonomy places the organism in Eukaryota, Fungi, Ascomycota, Eurotiomycetes, Eurotiales, Aspergillaceae. The record is from RefSeq and is a predicted model, not a curated record.